Messenger RNA from Phalaenopsis equestris, 1137 nucleotides. RefSeq lists its product as uncharacterized. The transcript has a single exon. NCBI's taxonomy places the organism in Eukaryota, Viridiplantae, Streptophyta, Magnoliopsida, Asparagales, Orchidaceae. Bases 1 to 1137 code for a protein of 378 amino acids. The record is from RefSeq and is a predicted model, not a curated record.
AUGGAGUUGCAGAGCUCUUCCGCAACAUUCGCUUCUUUCAGCCGCUCGCUCCUGAACCUCCACCGUGACCUCGACGAUCUGCAGCAGGAGCCAGCCGGGUGGAUUCAAGAGCAGGGCAUUGAUGCGUUUCAGCUUCAUGUCGCGGAGCUAUUCGCGGAGCUUUCUGCCGCUGGAGGAGAUGAUCUUCUUUCCCUUACCUGGAUUCGGAAGCUAUUGGACGCUUUCCUCUUUUGCCAGGAGGAAUUCCGCUUCAUUCUGUUCAACAAUCGCCAUCUCCUCUCCCGAUCUCCAAUGGAUCGUCUCAUCUCCGAUUUCUAUGAUCGCGGCGUCAAAGCCCUGGAUCUAUGCAACGCCAUUCGCGAUGGGAUCGAGCAGGUCAGGCAAUGGGAAAAGCUCAUGGAGAUUGUUCUUAUUGCGUUGGAUCCGCGGCAAAGUUUCAUUAGUCAGGGCCAAAUACGCCGCUCAGAGAAGGCCCUGAUUGACCUAGCUUUCUUCAUACACGACGAGAAGGAAUCCUCAUCUGUUACUGUGCAGCGAAACCGUUCGUUUAGUCUGCAACAACGGGCAGCUGGACACUACAGAUCAUAUUCCUGGAGUGUUUCUAGGUCAUGGUCGGCAGCCAAGCAGCUGCAGGCUAUCGGAAACAAUAUCUAUUUUCCACGUAGCCAUGAGGUUGUUGCCACCAGUGGGCUAGCGAAUUCAGUUUUCACUAUGAAUUCAUUGCUCCAUUUCGUGAUGUGGGUUCUGGUUGCUGCAAUUCCUUGCCAGGAUCGCGGUCUUCAAGCUCAUUUCUCAAUUCUGAAGAGCUUUCCUUGGGGAGCUUCAGUGAUUUCGCUCCAUGAGAGGAUAAUGGAGGAGUCUAAGAAGAGAGAAAGGAAGAAGUCUGUUGGUUUGUUGAAAGAGAUUCAUCAGCUAGAGAAGUGCACUCUUCGCUUGCUGCAGUUGACAGAAUCUGUUGAACAGUUCCCAGAGAGGGAGGAGGAAGAGAUGAUCAGACAGGCAGUGCUUGGAUUCGGUCAUGUCUAUAAUUCAAUGAAGGAUGAUUUAGACCUACUUGAACGACAAAUUAGACAUGUUUUCCAUGAGAUUGUGCACAGCCGAAUUGAUGGGCUUGAUUGCUUGCAUAAACCGAAAUGA